Molecule: messenger RNA, 1574 nt
Organism: Sesamum indicum (sesame)
Lineage: Eukaryota; Viridiplantae; Streptophyta; Magnoliopsida; Lamiales; Pedaliaceae
Molecular function (GO): protein binding
Source: RefSeq, a predicted model, not a curated record
AUCUUUUUCCUUCCAAACUUAUAUCUUUUUAUUUUGGUUUCAUUGAUUAAAUUUGGCAAACAUUAUACAACAAUGGAAAGCAAGCCGACCUCGGUUACAUAGUAAUAGCAGCCGUAAAGAUGAAAAUUAGAGCUAAUUGCAUAGAUCAUAGAUCACUGCCUACCUUCAACUCACACAAAUUCAUAACCAUCUAUACAAAGUAAAACGUAGAGCAUGUCCUGAAAUUCAGUGGGAAUCUGGUUUCUCAAUUAAUGUUUGAGUUGCAGCACAUGGCCUUGCUCUUCCUCCGCCGUCCACCCCACUACUCUAAAACUUUUCUUUAUUCCGCUGCUUUAAAUGCAGAUUCCUUACUCCCCGAUUUAAACACUUCACUCCCACACCCCACUCUCACUCCUCCCAUACAUAUACUACAUUCAGUAUUCAGACUUGUUCACGGUACAGUAUACACUUCUAUGCGUGUGUAAGUGGGUACAAUGAUGUUGAUGAGGGGAGUAUUGUGGAUUACCAGCAUUUUGCUGCUGCUGAUUGGUUCGUAUUCGGUGAAUGCCAGCCUGUCGGCUGAUCUCCACGCGGCGAUGGCGUUCAGAGACGCAAUGGGUGGUGCUAUCUCCACCGCGUGGACUGGCAAUGACUUCUGCAUAUGGCCUGGAAUCGUAUGCGAACCGGGUACUCUACGGGUCACAGACAUUGUCCUACGGGCUGAGGACACAUCCGACCCAACUCUAGCAAACCAGAAGCUUCUCUGGACGGGUGACUGGACUGGGCUAAUCUCGGAUUCCCUUUGCCUGCUCGAUCAGCUCACUACUCUCAUCGUCACCGACUGGGGCUCCAUCUCCGGCGAAAUCCCGCCCUGCAUUACCUCCCUUUCCCGUCUCCGGAUUCUGGACCUCUCAGGAAACAGAAUCUCUGGCGGUAUCCCGACGGAUAUUGGAAAGCUGAGCCAACUCGUUGUUUUGAAUCUUGCGGAUAACGAACUCUCAGGGUCCAUUCCCGCGUCCAUUGUCGACCUCAGCAGCCUCAAGCUUCUUGACAUAAGCAACAACAAACUCUCCGGGGAAAUCCCAUCGGACAUCGGGAAGCUCAAAAUGCUGAGCCGGGCCAUAAUGGGCGGGAACCAACUCAGCGGCUCGAUGCCUACUUCAAUCGCUGCUCUCUCCAGGAUGGCCGAUUUGGACCUGUCGAUGAACCAGAUAUCCGGCUCCAUUCCCGAACAGAUCGGGUCAAUGCCAGUUUUAUCAACCCUCAAUCUUUACUCUAACCAACUGUCGGGAGAGAUACCAGCCAGUCUGUUCAGCAACACUGGUCUAAAUCACUUGAAUCUGAGCAGAAAUUCAUUAGAAGGGAAGCUACCAGAUAGCUUCAGCCCGGAAAAUUACUAUACAGUGCUGGAUCUAUCCUAUAAUAGGUUAAGCGGUGAAGUUCCAAAGUCUAUCGGAUCAGUGAAAUACAUGGGAGCUUUGGAUUUGAGCAACAACAGCUUUGAAACCUAGCCCCAUCACCACAUCUGCUUUUGCAACUUUUUCUCAGUUGUGAUGUUAAUUUUCAUUUUUCCUUAACAUGAUGUAAGACUGUUC